AUGUCCCUGGUUUCCUCUGUCGUCCCAAUCCUCCGGGCAGCGGAUCUACAGCCAAGCUCAAGAUCGACAAACACGUGCCUACUCAUCAUCCCGGAUUUCGGCGCUCAGAACAUGUCGCAUACUCAUCCUUGUUCACCAACAUCCAAAGCCUCAUUGCGUGGAAAAUAUGCAAAGUUCAGCGAUGUUCAUUUCCUUGCCUGCGUGAUGCAACAUGAGCUGGCUUUACACAACUCUACGGGUCGACUGACAUUUCUGAUCGACGGCAAGCGUUAUCGUCGUCAUGAGGUGAUGCGACGUAUUCGGAGAGCGCAGAGGGCAGGGACGUUCUCAAUGAGAGAGCCAAUGGGCGUAUCUACACAGCCCAAACACAUCCAGAUCGUCCAACGUAUUGAAAAUCGAGCAUACACCACACCAGGUGCUGGCUAUGUUUCAAUUCACGACAAUGAUCCGGACAUUUACCCGCGAUGGGCAGAGCUCAUGGACGAAUCCUCUCGAAAUUACUUCCUGCAGCUGGUACACAUGGAGCGUAACAUGUCAGUCCCAGCAUUGCCUUUUUAUAGCGACGAAUAUUCCAUAAAGGCCAGGUUCUUCUUCAACAUCAUCAAAUACUUCAGAGGGGCUUAUGACAAUGGUCAAUUUGUCUAUAACGAGCUAGGGGAGUACGUCAGUCAUGUGUCGCCCACGAGUAUCACCAAAAUCAACAACUUCUACAAAUGCUGCAUCACGGCAAUCGACCUUAUCGAGCGUGGGUACCACAUUCAAGGCUUUGCUUUGGUAUCAGACUCUCUGUGGCUUAUGGAACAAUUGCUGGAAGAACGCGAUCCCAAACUCAUAGACACCAUUUGUGAUGUCUCUGUGCUUCUCUUGAUAAGAGGCUGGAAUCGGAUGUAUGAAGUACUGAAUGAGAGAAUCUGCGCUAUAGUCGAGAUCCGGGCCGUGCACAGGAAAGAAGAACACCAACCUUGGGCACAGAUGUUUGACUGCUUAAAAAGACUACCUACUUCGCAAGCGCUGGAGCUCAUGCAGCAGGGCUGGAAGUGUGGCUACGACCAGCUCGAAGGUAUAUUUCCUGGACAUGCGUGGGAUGGACUCAACAUUUCCUGCUCUCCACAUCAUUCGCUACGAAUGGGGCAACACUUUUCACAGCUCUACCACGAGAUACUGUCGACGCCUGUCGCUUCGCCGCGACGAAACAAAGAACAUCCGAAUAGCACAAGCGAUAUUCAGCGGCAGUUCACUCGCGCCAAAGUCCGUCACUCCCUUGGAGGCCAUCAUGCAGCUCUCGAAGACUUGGAUUUGAUCGUUUCGAGGUGUUCCAAAGCCAGAGAGCAAGGCGAGAACAAAUGGAUGGCAUUGGAGGUUGAGGCUCUCGAGGUGUCGGCGCGGUGUCACUGCGCUAUCGGCGGCCUAGUCACAGCUUGUGGUGGUCAGUCCACUGCGGAAACGCUGCUCAGGACUGCCAUAACAAGGAGCACGACACUGUGGGGAGGCAAAUCAGCCACCACGAUCGCACUUAAGCACACAUUGUGGUCGUGGUGCUUGGAGCAAGGUCAAUUCAAGGAAGCCGAAUUGUUGCGACUGGCCAUUGAUGCAGUCGUAGUCAAGAUCGAGCCUUGA
This is a messenger RNA of Aureobasidium namibiae CBS 147.97, 1617 nucleotides long. RefSeq lists its product as uncharacterized. The transcript has a single exon. Bases 1 to 1617 code for a protein of 538 amino acids. Lineage: Eukaryota; Fungi; Ascomycota; Dothideomycetes; Dothideales; Saccotheciaceae. The record is from RefSeq and is a predicted model, not a curated record.